Exaiptasia diaphana is the source of this 2464-nucleotide messenger RNA. RefSeq names its product ribosomal oxygenase 2. Gene Ontology annotation, cellular component: nucleolus. Bases 73 to 2025 code for a protein of 650 amino acids. Gene Ontology annotation, molecular function: histone H3K4 demethylase activity; histone H3K36 demethylase activity. The record is from RefSeq and is a predicted model, not a curated record. The transcript is spliced from 10 exons. NCBI's taxonomy places the organism in Eukaryota, Metazoa, Cnidaria, Anthozoa, Actiniaria, Aiptasiidae.
CGGCUGCACGUGAAGWUUGAAUCACAAUUUCUAGCUCUCCUUCUCAGAGCAGUUUAUACAACUUGUUCUAAGAUGAAGCGCAAAAACCGUUCUUCAAGCUCUACUAACGAUGAACGCAAAAGUAAGAAGACAAGAAAAGUUUCUGACCUAGAAGAAAUCCAAGAGCUGUCGAAAUUGGACUUCAACUCGGCAGAGAAGUUGUUCUCGUCUUUAAUUGCCCCUAUCACUUCAAAAACGUUUUUCUCUGAGUACUGGGAGAAAAAGCCGUUGCUGAUUAAACGAAACGAUAUUUCUUUCUAUGGUCCCUUAUUUUCUAAGUCUGACUUGGAAGCUGUUUUGAAGAAAGAAGAAAUUGAAUUUGUCAACGAUGUCAACGUGUGCUGUUAUGAGGACGGUGACAAGUUGUACAUGAAUGACGACAUUGGCUCCAGAGCAACGUGGACUCGAGUGUCGAAAGAUGUGAAAGAACGCAAUGCAACUGUUCAAUUUCACCAACCCCAGCGUUUUAAGGACAUUCUUUGGAAAUUAACUGCUCACCUUGAAUCAGUCUUUGGAUGCCUGGUUGGUGCAAAUGUAUAUAUCACUCCUUCAAACUCCCAAGGUCUUGCACCUCAUUAUGAUGAUGUCGAGGUUUUUAUCAUGCAACUCGAAGGCAAAAAACUAUGGAAACUUUACAAAUGCCCAACAGAGCUUCCUCAGGAUUACAGCCCCGAUUUAGAACAAGACAACAUAGGGGAACCGACCCAUGAGUUUGAACUACAGCCAGGUGAUCUGAUAUAUUUUCCUAGAGGUACUGUACACCAAGCGAUCGCAUGGAAAGGCGACAGUCACUCUACUCAUAUUACCCUCAGCACAUAUCAACAGCACACAUGGGGUAACUUGUUAUCUAGUGUUAUGAGUGAUGCAAUUGACAAGGCAAUGGAAGUAGAUGUUGAAUUUCGACGAGGUCUUCCUGUGAACUGCUUCAGUUAUAUGGGACUAGGCAUGCAAAAUGAUGGAAUUGACAAAAGCAAACAGGAGGAUUUCAACAAUCAAGUAAAACGUCUCUUUGCAUGUCUAAUCAGUCACAUCGACACUCAUAGCUCUGUUGACAAAGUUGCAGCUGAUUUCAUGGCUAAUAGGCUUCCACCAAUUGAGCAGAAGGAAGAAGCAAUGAAAGAUCAUAAAGGAGAUAGUGAAAAGGCUCCAACCGAAGACAGUGACAUAAAACUUCGCUAUCCAGAGCAUGUUCGUAUCUAUAUUGGUAAUAGUUCACAUACCCAUCUGGACCUGUCUACUGAUGAAAGUGAAAGUGAUGACRAGGAAGAGACUGAUCAGGAAGAUGAGGAGUCAGAGGACGAUGCUAUGGAAGAAAGUGAAGAAGAGGCCAAGCCAAAAAAAUCAGGAAAAUCAAAGACGCAGUCAGCCAGAAAGACAAAGCGAGAGAAAGUAAAAGCCAGGAGUAAUAUGGAAUUGACCGGUAGUGAUGAUGAUGAGGUGAAAAGUAGCGAUGAAUGUUCAAAGAGCAAAAAGAAGAGAAAUAGUACCGAACAAGACAAAAAGACAAAAGAUAAGAAACAAUCAAAGAAAGCAAAGAGCAUAGGCGAUGACAAGAGCGACAGCAAAGAAAAGAAAUCAAAAAAACACAAAAAAGAAAAGGACAACGACGAACUUAAAAAGACGAAUGAUGAUAAAGGUAWUGAGUGUGACAAUGAGGAAGAUGACGAAGAUGAUGAAAGUUUUGAUUUGGGAGAUGAAGACACAGACGACAUGGAUGACGAGGAUGACGGAGAUUCCGAAGAARACGACGAUGGACCAUGGGUUUUUGUCAACCAUUCCCUCAAUAACAACCGUUCUACUCACAUGAUGGGUCCUCAACAGUCUUCAGUCAUCAAGUUCCCUCUUACGCAUAAAGAUGCACUUCUUUACUUGUACCGUCAAAGACAUGACUUUAUACCUGUUAAGAGCUUACCAUUGGAGACAGAGAGCGCCAUGGAAUUAGUCACAUCGCUGUGGUCGGAGGGACUUAUUGCAGUCAAAGAUUAGUCAAUUUAGAUCAAUAGUCCUUUUUCCAAAAUGCCCGCCACUCAUUAGCAUACUUUUUCCAAGGCCAAUUAUCCAUAAAAAAUCUUAAGAGUAAAACGUAUUUUAACGUUCUGCAAAAGCUCCGAAGCUUCCAUUGAGUAUUCAGGUAUCCCCAGACAUACAUUUCUUUUAAGUGUUUCYCGUUUUGAAAAAUUCAUAUCAUUGCAGGUUUACUUACUAGGAUUUUACAAAACUUCUAUGUGAAGCAUAUUUCAGGGGUAAUUUUAUGUUAAGUUGAAAACAUUAUGCUGGUGAGCAGCGGGCAGAUUAUUUCGAACUCAAAUUUUGUUUGUUGAGUUAAAUGCGAUUAUGACACCUUUACUCUUGAGAAUAUGUAAUGACUUUAUUGAUAUUGUUUUCUUGCUAUCCAAUCUGAAUAAACUGGCAUAACUUGAUUCAA